AUGCCGUUCGGUUGUUUUUACCAGGCCGCCAAUGGCGGAUCCAAGCUAGAAUUUCUGCCUCAGGUUGGGCUCGACGCGCAUGCGUGCAUCCUGGCUACCAACUCUCGGACUGUUAUUACCCAGACCUUCGAGAACCCUUCGGACACAGAAGCAAUUCCCGAAGUGUCUUACUCGUUCCCACUCUACGAGAAUUCCAGUGUCGUUGGCUUCACAUGCCACUUGGCCGAUACUGUGAUCGAAGGUAGAGUCGAGCCGAAGGCGAAAGCUUCCGAGAUUUACGAGGAAGCAAAGUCGAAGGGUGUUUCUGCUGCUGUUAUGGAUCGCGCGGUAAAUGCUGCCGAUGUGUUCAGAACUCGUAUAGGAAAUGUCCCUGCAGCAGGAACUGUGCUCAUCGAGAUCACUCUGAUUGCAGAGUUGACACAGGAUGCUGAAACCGAUGGAACUCGGUAUACAAUCCCUUCAACGAUUGCCAGUCGUUAUGGAGCUGGAAGCUGUAGCCCGCCCCAAGGCGCUCUUACCAAGACGGCAAUCAAGGUAGAUGUUGUGAUGGAAAAGGGCUCGAAUAUCCGCGGCGUACGGUCACCCAGUCAUCCAAUCCAUGUAGAUCUGGGAAGAACAUCGAGCAUGCCGGCGACAGAAUUCCAAUCUCACUUCGCCUCUGUUCACCUUCAUCAAAAUGCAAUCAUUAGCGAGGACUUCGUGAUCGCUGUCAAAGCAGAUAAGCAAGACCUCCCCUUUGCGCUUUUGGAGACACAUCCCAGUCUUCCGGAUCAAAAGGCCUUGAUGGUCUCACUGGUCCCAAAGUUCACACUCCCAUCCGACCCUUCGGAGAUUGUGUUUGUAAUCGAUCGCAGUGGAAGUAUGAUGGACAAAAUCCCAACCUUGCGAUCGGCGCUGGAAUUGUUCCUUAAGUCCUUUCCGUUUGGCGUCCCGUUUAACAUAGUAUCGUUUGGGGAUCGCCACGAGCUUCUGUGGCCACGGAGCAAAAUGAGCAGUGCAGAGAGCCUAGGCCAGGCUUUGAGGUAUACCAAACGUAUCGAUGCCAAUAUGGGAGGAACUGAAACCCUGAAGGGUCUUCAGGCCGCCGUCAAGAACCACUACCAAGACAAAAGUCUCGAAGUGCUGGUCCUCACCGACGGAGAGGUUUGGAAUCAAAACGAGAUUUUUGACUUCGUCACCCAAGCGAACCGGGAUCAUUCUGCCCGGUUCUUCACGCUCGGCAUUGGCAAUUGCGUAUCCCAUGCUCUGAUUAACGGCAUCUCCAGAGCGGGCAAGGGGUUCUCUCAGUCGAUUCUCAAAAAUGAGGAUCUGAAUAAGACUGUUGUCCGAAUGUUGAAGGGUGCAUUGAUGCCACGACUUCAAGAUACCAGACUGGAUAUGAACAUCCCUGGGCUUGAUGACGAGCUUGUGCACAUUGAGAUGCCAGUGGACAAAGAGAGCCGAACAGACGUGGCGUCGGAGCCAAUUUCUCUAGUCGACCCGAACUGUGGAACAGAGGAAGUUGAAGAUCUGCGUGAAGCACUUCCGGAGCUUGCUAUUCCCAACAUUCUUCAGGCUCCGGCUGAGCUCCCGGCUCUCUUCCCCUUCAUUCGCUCCAAUAUCUAUGUUCUACUGUCGCACGCACUGGACAGUUUCCCUGAAUCCAUUACUCUGCGUGCGAAGUGUAGACAUGGCCCCCUCGAGCUGAAAAUCCCUGUCCAAGACGUUGGGGAGGGGAAAACGAUCCAUCAACUUGCUGUCAAGAAAGUUGUCACUGAGCUUGAAGAGGCCCAUGGCUGGAUCAACUCCGCAAGAGACUCUCAAGGCGAGCUGAUUGCGAGUAAAAUGGAGAGCCGAGUUGACGAGCUGAAUCAGAAGGAAUGUGAAAGACUAGGCGUCAGGUUCCAAGUUGCCGGAAAACACUGCUCCUUCGUUGCUGUUGAUGAGGAAAUAUCAUCAGAGACCGAGGCGUCUCCAGAAGUCUCAACGGUUUCCAAGAAGAGAAAGAAAGCUAAGAAGUCAGGCACCCGAAGUCUGAAAAGGGCGGCGACACCAGCCGCGGUUUCUCCUUUGGAGACCGAAGAAGAAGGUUAUUUCGCCGGCUCUUCUCCAUACCUGACCUCCUUCCAAGGAGCUAUGAGUCCGUCUUACUGUCCUACCAAUCCAUUUGACCCCUCUAUGACAGGUGGCUUCUCUCCCACAAGCCCGCAACUUGAUCCUACGUCUCCAGGCUAUUCUCCCACCAGCCCACGCUAUUCUCCUACCACCCCAACAUACUCCCCAACAAGCCCAAUGCGCUCGCCUGGAAGUGUGGCCGCUAAUGACGAAGAGGAUGACGAUGAAGAUGUCCGUGGGGACGAAAGCAAUAGAAGACUAGCAAAGCGCCCACCGCUAGAUAGGCUCAUCAGCCUACAGGGCUUCGCAGGCUACUGGGAAAUGAGCGACGUUCUACUCCAGGCCGUAGGCUUUGAACCUGCUGUAUUCCAUGCCGGGAUUCAGAGCCACUACGAUAAGCUCACGGGAGACCGCGAAGCGAACGAGGCAGCUACGCUUGAAGAAUGGUGGAACCUGAUCGCUACAUCUGCCGCAUGUCAUUUCUUGGAAAAGGAAGAAUCUGGCUCGAAAGACGUGUGGGAGCUUAUGAAGGAAAAGGCAGAUGGCUGGUUGCAGACCCAACUGGAUGGCCUCAGCUCUGUCAAUCAGCAAAUUGUCAGGGCGCUCAUUGAUGGUCUGUCUGACAUUCCCAAGUCGGGAUCUUCUACCUGCGAAGCGUAA
Molecule: messenger RNA, 2754 nt
Organism: Penicillium olsonii
Lineage: Eukaryota; Fungi; Ascomycota; Eurotiomycetes; Eurotiales; Aspergillaceae
Source: the annotation of a GenBank genome assembly